Molecule: messenger RNA, 2124 nt
Organism: Leucoraja erinaceus (little skate)
Lineage: Eukaryota; Metazoa; Chordata; Chondrichthyes; Rajiformes; Rajidae
Gene: glipr2l
Product: GLI pathogenesis-related 2, like
Exons: 5
Coding region: 145-609 (154 amino acids)
Cellular component (GO): extracellular region
Source: RefSeq, a predicted model, not a curated record
UCCUCCGCAAGGGAUCCCGGAAAAGGACGCAUUCCUUCCUUAUAAGGCGCUGGCGGGAUGGCCAUGAGCGAGGAGACAGACGUUGCCUGGACUCAGUGAGCAGCAGCAGCAGCGCUCUGCACAGACCGCCGGGAAACACCGACCAUGGGCAAAUCAGCUUCAAAGGCGUUUUCUCGUGAAGUUUUAAAAACCCACAAUGAUUAUAGGAAGAAUCAUGGCGUGCCAGCGUUGAAACUGUCCAGCAAACUUUGUAAAGAAGCGCAGGAGUAUGCGGAGGCUUUAGCCAGCACCCGGGUGCUCAAGCACAGCCCGGAGUCUAGCAGGGGACAGUGUGGAGAGAACUUGGCCUGGGCGUCGUAUGAUCAGCCGGGAAAGGAGGUAUCUGAAAGGUGGUACAAUGAAAUAAAGAAUUACAAUUUUAACUGUCCUGGUUUUUCUUCUGGUACAGGUCAUUUUACAGCUAUGGUCUGGAAAAACAGCAAGAAGUUGGGUAUUGGGAAGGCCCCUGCCUCGGAUGGCUCCUCGUUUGUAGUAGCCAGAUACUUUCCAGCUGGCAACAUCAUGAAUCAGGGAUAUUUUGAGGACAAUGUUCGACCUCCAAAGAAGUAAAUUUGUAAAAGAGAAUCUCACCAAAUGGAAGAAAUUGAAGGGAAUGAACAUUCAUCUGAAGAUAUUUUCUUUCAACGAUCAGGCUUCGAAGUUUAUCAGUUAUACCUCCUCAGUGUUGCUUAAAGGGCCGGCUGCCAAAUUCCACUGUCGUGCCUUUGUUUGGAAAACACAAGUUGAUCCACCACACAAAGAUGGACACAUAAUAACCAUGUAACCUGAUGUAUCAUACUUGCUGCUUACAUGUAGCUUGAUGUUUCAUACUUGCUGCUGUUUCAUAAUAUUCGCUUCGCAAGGUGAACCACUCUUCUUCAGACACAUUAUGAAAUCCUGCUGCUGCUGCCUGGAUUGCUGUUUCAUUAUGCACACAAUAUUCAAUUUGUCGUAAUUAUGGAUCACCAUAAUCAGUCAUUAAUUGCAUUCACUUUUGAGUUUAGCUGGUCGAUUUUAUUCUUCACGACUCAUGCGUUCUUAGUUGUGUUUUGCACGGAUAUCAGAUGGCAUCUUGAGUAUUUUAUUCAUGGCCAUUUUGUGCAUAUACACUGUAAGCCAAAUAAUUAAUUGGGACAUUUGACAAUGAAAGAGGAGCAUCUAACCAAGAUUUCACAAUGAUGAUUGAAAAAUAACUGACUCCCCUCACCUGCCGCCCUCCAACCUCCUAAUUCCUAAUUCUGAAGCGUAGAAGCUCAAAGUGUAACUUAUUGCCAGUGUUCUUGAGACCCUGCAAAGUAAUAAUCUUGUGGUUGUGAGUGCACACCACUUUGUGCUCAUGCUUCGUAUUCUCGGGACCAUAGAAGUGCAAAUUAAUCUGUAAAUCUAACCCAUUUCUUGUUUCUAUUAUAUAAAUUUAAUUGAAUACGUUUAGUGCUGUUUCUUUCUCCAAUCGCAGAAACUGUGAAGUCAGAAAGACCAAUUUCAGUCGUAGAAAGCAGUUGGUUGUGCCGUAUACCAGAACAACAUAAUAUGGUAACAUUGAAGAGCUUGACCAGGUACCAUUGCAGGAAGUUCUGAAAUAAUCAACAGUUUCUCUCAGCCUCCGGAAAGAUAGACACCAAAUGUGAUUGAAACCACUCUCACCGCACGUGCUCUUCAUGUAAAAAGCGAACCCUGAUAUUUUUCAUUCUUUUCACCCCUAUUAAUUUUUCUGUCAUUCUUUGCUAAGAAAGUAAACAUUCCUGCACUUUAGCUACUUAGCAUACUUUGAGUUCCGUCGGUAUGAAUCAGAAUUAAUCUGGUCAUUGUAAAGCUGUUGCAAUCUACAUACAAAAAAAAAUUUUUACGUGGCACUUAAUAAUCUAGUUCUGAAACAGCUAAACCAAUACAACGAAGAAUUUUGACUAAUAAAUGUUUAACUUGCAGCUUUACAUCUGAUGGUUAAAAUAACAUUAAAACAACACAAAGGGAGGGUGAUUUCUUGGUUCUAUAUUUACAUGCACAACAAAACCAUAUCACGUCUUCCUGAAGCUGCCAUGAAGAAAUGUCUAGGUUUGUCUUUAUUAAAAAAAUAUCUGCUUAUAA